Dermatophagoides farinae (American house dust mite) is the source of this 2480-nucleotide messenger RNA. The record is from RefSeq and is a predicted model, not a curated record. Lineage: Eukaryota; Metazoa; Arthropoda; Arachnida; Sarcoptiformes; Pyroglyphidae.
ACACACCAUCAUCAUCGAUUGUGUGUGUGUGUGUGCGUAUCAACAAUUCAUCGACUGAUUCAUCAUUACAUUCAUAUCAUAUAUCAUGGAUCCGCAUCAUAUCUUUUAUCCAUUGAUUAUGAUUUUGUGAUGAUUUGAAAAAUGUGAGCAACAAUGAACAGAAAAAAAAAUUACACAUGAAGAAAGAAAAUUUCUUUUUUUUUUAUUGGCAACAAAAUCUUCGUCUGUGGUAUAAUCUAUUGAUAUGUGCGUGAUUGUGGAUGUUAAAGUAAACUAAAUAAGAAAAAAAAACAUAAAAAUUCCGAUGUAAAAAAACCGUUAGACGAGCGCUUUCAUCAUCAUCAUCAUCAUUAUUAUUGAGGUUGUGAUCCACUUUAUUCGAUUCGAAUUCAAGAAUUUAAUAAAUUUAAAAAAUAAAUAAAUCCUGUGAUGGAGAUUCCACCACCGAUAACAAACAUUACUGUUGUUGAUGAUGAUGAACAGAAUUAUUUCAAUGAUGAUGACGAUAAUAUACUUUCACAACAACAUGAUGUAAAAAAUUCCAAGAAUAUCAUUGAACCAUCAGCAGUAACAACAACAACAACAGCUCAACUAAAUGAUAAUAAUAAUGAUUCAAGACGAUCACCACCACGAUUAUAUCUUUUAUAUGGAAUAAUCAUAUUACAAACGGUCAUAUUUCUUUCUGAAAUGAUUAUCGAUCAAAUGGUACAUUCAAUGUUAAUAUUGGCCGAUGCUUAUCAUCAUCUAUUCAAUUCGUUCAAUGCAAUAUUAUUGGUUGUUUGCUACAAGAUUUCCAAUCAAAUUACAGUCAAGAAUACAUUUGGCUGGGUACGAACCGAAUUACUUGGAAUGUUAACAACAAUCACAUUCAUUGUGGCAUUGAUAUUUUCAUUACUCAUUGAAGGUGCAUUACAAUUGUUGCAUUUACAUGAAAUUUCUGGUCCAACAAAUCCAAAAAUUUUGUUCAUUUUUGGUAUUUGGAGUUUAAUCGUAAACAUAUUAUAUGUAUUGACAAUUAAUGGCGUCAUGACCGAUAAGAAAUAUAAACAGACUACACAAAAAGAACGUUCAUUUUCAACGGCCAAAUGUCAACUUCGUCGUUUAUCAUCAUCAUCGUCUUCAUCGAAAAAUCGAACGGAACUGAUAGCUAAAAGUAAAAGUAAAAGUAAAAAUAUUCGAAAAAAAAUUAGUAAAACAUCUAUGAUGACAACAACGACGACGACGACAUCAUCAUUUCCACGUAAUAAAAUUGAACCAGAUGAAGAUCUGGAUCUAAUCACAACUGAUGGCAAUAAUGAUCGUACAGCUACAAUGGAUCCUACAUCAUGGAUGGAUGAAGCAUAUCGUGUGGAAUUUUCUCCAUCAUCACCAGCGCCACCGAAAUCAUCAUCAUCGGAAACCAAAUCAAAUUGUUUCUGUCAAUCAUUCGUUCAGGGAAUCUUGAGUCCUUGUUUUGUUAUAUUUUGUAGCUUUCUAAUCACAUUGGCACAACAUGGUAAUACACAAGGAUAUUGGGAAUUGACAACCGUUGAAAUGAUCGAUCCAUUGAUUGGUAUUAUAACGGCAAUCAGUUUAUGUAUAACAUUCUAUCCACAAUUGAAGAAUACGUUUCUAAUAUUGAUGCAAACCAUACCGGAAGGUGUAAAUAUUGUCCAAUUGAAACGUGAAAUAUUGGAUCGUUUUCAGGUGAUUGAUAAUAUUCACGAAUUUCAUAUAUGGCUUUUGAAUGGAUCGGAUAUUGUUGUUACAUGUCAUAUUGUAUUACCACCACAGAAUACAGCCGAAUAUAGCCGUUUAUUUGAUGAGAUAAAACAAUUUCUUCAAUUUAAAUAUGGUAUCCGUUAUAUAACCAUACAGCCAGAAUUUACGACAAAAAAUGAUGAUCAUGAUAAUCAUCAUUAUCAUAAUUAUCAAAUUGAACGUGAACAACGUAGACAUUCAAGUAAACAUUGUAAUAAUCAAUGUCUUGUUAAAUGUCCAUGUGAUCGUAAUGGUGAUUGUGAACAAUGUUUAAUCAAAAGUUGUUGUAAUAUCGAUACAACAAUCGAUAGUGUUGUUGUAAUCGAUCAUCAUCAUCAUCAUCAUCAAAAUCGUCGUCAAACAUCGGAAAAACAUUAGUAUACUAAUUAUUAUAUUAUAAUGACGAUGAUAAUGAUAAUAAUUAUGACAUUGAUGAAUAAUUAUAUGAUGACCAUAUGAUUCACAUAAAAUAUAAAUGAAUGAAUGACAUCCAUAAAUAGAUUGAUUUGGUUAUCCCAUCAUCAUCGUCAUCAUCAUCAUCACACACAUGCACACAUCUUUGAAUGUUAUUGAUCCUUCUGUCUCUUUUGACAAUUUUUUUUUCUUUAAAUAUGAUGCUGUAGUGCCCAAUUUUUUUUUAUUGCUCAUUGAUUUAUCGCAUCUUAUUCACACCUCCCCACACCCACAUCAACAUACUUGCUACAAUCACCAAUCAAAAUACAUUAAAAUAUUUUGUUUUA